This is a messenger RNA of Mesorhabditis belari, 786 nucleotides long. Lineage: Eukaryota; Metazoa; Nematoda; Chromadorea; Rhabditida; Rhabditidae. The record is from the annotation of a GenBank genome assembly.
AUGCUCUCCACAAAUCGAUUUCUUCUAUUUUUCUCCUUCUUCAACACCUUUCAUUUCAUUCAAAGCCAAGCCGGGAAAUUGGCGAGAUUUUGCGAUUUGCAAUUCAACUCGAAACAAUCGAUGGGAUACGAACUAGGGACACAGUUGCAAGUGUGCUGUGGGGUGACCUCUUUUUCGAUAUGGAAUUUCAAAAACGCUCGGGAAUUCACGAUUGGAGACGAGAUUUUGCAUCAGAGAUUUCACUCGAAUGAUAGCGAAAUGUGGAGUGAACUAAACCUCUCCAAGUGCACCGAUCGAAACGAGGCGACAAUCGGUUUUGUGGAACCGCUUCCCGGGGUGAAUUGCUCCUAUAUGAAGGGACAAACAGUGAAUCUACAACAAAAAUCAGUCGAGAUGCCGUCUUGGUACACGAUCUGUUAUCACAAAAAUGAUUGCUCGAGUUGUCGAGUGGAUGUCCUUUGUGCGAAUGAUCUCUCGGCGGCUUGUUCAGAUAUUUCAUUGAUCGGAUCAGCGACAACGUCGACGAACUCCACGAUUAAGUAUUGGUAUACGGUUGGCAAAAAGUAUCCAUUUGUGGAUGAAUCCGUUGUCGCUGUCACCGUGAUUCGACAACGAACAAUGGAAGAAGUGAAGAGUGAAACAAAAGCAGUAAAAGUUGGCGUAAAAGAGCACAUUUUGUUCAAGGACCUCCUUUCAUCUGAAUGGUACAUUGUGCGAAGAAUGGAAUCAAUAAGAUUUGUGUCGAAGAAUCUUACAGAACGGCAAAUUCCUCUCCAUGUUCACAUU